AUGUGUGGUCUGACCUGUCAGCAAAUCUACGCCUAUAUGCCCGAUGGCAGUCGUUUCUGUAAACUAGUACAUCAGUACUAUACCUCACAACAGUUCUGUAAACUAGUACAUCAGUACUAUACCUCACAACAGUUCUGUAAACUAGUACAUCAGUACUAUACCUCACAACAGUGCUGUAAACUAGUACAUCAGUACUAUACCUCACAACAGUGCUGUAAACUAGUACAUCAGUACUAUACCUCACAACAGUGCUGUAAACUAGUACAUCAGUACUAUACCUCACAACAGUGCUGUAAACUAGUACAUCAGUACUAUACCUCACAACAGUGCUGUAAACUAGUACAUCAGUACUAUACCUCACAACAGUUCUGUAAACUAGUACAUCAGUACUAUACCUCACAACAGUGCUGUAAACUAGUACAACAGUACUAUACCUCACAACAGUGCUGUAAACUAGUACAUCAGUACUAUACCUCACAACACUUCUGUAAACUAGUACAUCAGAACUAUACCUCACAACAGUGCUGUAAACUAGUACAUCAGUACUAUACCUCACAACAGUGCUGUAAACUAGUACAUCAGUACUAUACCUCACAACAGUGCUGUAAACUAGUACAUCAGUACUAUACCUCACAACAGUGCUGUAAACUAGUACAUCAGUACUAUACCUCACAACAGUUCUGUAAACUAUGCUGUAAACUAGUACAUCAGUACUAUACCUCACAACAGUGCUGUAAACUAGUACAUCAGUACUAUACCUCACAACAGUGCUGUAAACUAGUACAUCAGUACUAUACCUCACUGUAA
Dreissena polymorpha is the source of this 807-nucleotide messenger RNA. RefSeq lists its product as uncharacterized. The record is from RefSeq and is a predicted model, not a curated record. Lineage: Eukaryota; Metazoa; Mollusca; Bivalvia; Myida; Dreissenidae. The transcript has 3 exons. Bases 1 to 807 code for a protein of 268 amino acids.